AUUACAGCAUUGCGUAGACCAAUCGUAUGGACGAUCUCUGAUUGGCUCAAUCUGUGACAUGGUGUUUGGAAACCAACAAUCACUUAUCACAAACCUUUUUAUUUUCACGUAAAGAAAACAUUGCCUAAUAGGUGUUCAACGUUUUAUGAGAAGUCAUCAUUUUGGUCAUAUCAACAGAAGAUUCUGACAUUGAUUGACAAAAGUAAUGGCUGCUAGCAAACAAGAUCGCAACCUUCCAGCAUCUACCGUACCAACAAAUGAACUUUGUAACAUGAGCCAGGCAAACAUGAGUAACAAUGAGGAGGACAGCAUAUUGGAAAACACAAGUCUCAUGAACACAUUAUUUUCGUUUGGUACUCUAAGUGAACCUGGUGAUAUUAAGGUUCCGUUGACGCCAAUCUGUGAGGAUAUUGAUAAGAUAAAUGUACAGAAAUUUGGCUUUCAAAACGAUCUUCAGCAACCCAUCCAACCUCAACUGACUUACCAUGGAUAUCCGGGCUAUUCUUUUGUUCCAGUGAUGCCAUCUAUUCCAGCGCAUUCGCCACCAGAUUUUGACUGCUACAAAGAAUAUCAUCCGGUGCCUUUGCAACUGCCAAGUCCCUCUCAAAUCCCAAUACCAAGUAGCAUCCGACCAACUUAUGCAAGCCUUCAGAGGGUACCAAAACAAGAAAAAAUUCAAGCUGGCGCACCUGGUCUCGUAUGUAACCCAUACGCAACCCCUGGUUUUAACCCUUACAGGCCAAAGUAUUACCCACAUCUGAUGAGCUGCCUGUCUCCACCUACCUCACCUACUGGUAAUAUAUGUGAUAGCUACCUAGGAGGAGUUGUAUCCCUAUAUGACGAUAGAACCCUAAGCACCAGUCCGAUUCCACACGAUCGCUCAGACUGCGUUGUUCCGAACCAAAGCCUUAAUGAGACAACAAAUAGUCUCAAUAGCACAUAUGGACCUGUUGACUCAACUUAUUCAUCAUUAGACAAUACCUCUAGCACGCUCAAUUCUACUCGGAGUAACAUCAGCUUCAAUUCAAGUACUUCCUCGUGCCAAAACUCUACUCAGUUCCAACCGGUACGUCCAUGGAUCAUCAACGAUGCACCCCGUGACGCAAAACGACCACAAACAGUUGCUCCUAAAGUACCAAGUUUAACAGUUGAAAAGGACGAACACACUAAUAGACAAACGUCUAAGAUAAGACCAUCUAGGAAGAGGAAGCAACCAGAUGACGAAAAACCGGAUGUUUCUUAUAUAGAAAUGAUUACCAUGGCCAUUCUUAGUAAACCAGACAGGAAAAUGGUCCUGUGUGAAAUCUAUCAAUAUAUCAGAGACAACUUUAGUUACUAUGAUAACGAGGUCCGCGCAUGGAGGAACAGUGUUCGGCACAAUCUGUCUCUUAAUGAGUUCUUCAUCAAAAAAGGCCGUGACGGUCGUGGAAACUUUUGGGCAAUACAUCCUGCGUGUGAAGAAUUGUUUGCAAAUGGCAACUUCAACAAGAAAUUGGCUAACAGCCUUGCUAGUCAACAGAACUUUCACUGCGGUACUGGAAAUAAAAGAAUUAAAUUGCCCCAUUCUUUCCAUCAUCCAAAUAUCCCAAUACCCCAACAUAACAAUAACAUUGGGUAUAACGUACACCAACCACCAACAAUCUAAUUAAUGCGAUGCCAAAUAUGGACAUUGAACGGACAAGCGUUGUAAUUGUCGCUGAGUGGGACGAACAGUCUGUUGUUUUAAUUGUUAUUGCCUUUUAGUUGAUUUUAAUAAGUCUAUGUAUUGUAGUAUAUUUAUCUUAUUCUAGCUUACUAUUAAGUUUGCCACAAGGGGAUGGUUCCCCAUUUGUUGCUAAUUAAAAUUACAGGACUCAUCAUUAGCAAUACGAGGGAUGAUUAAAAAAUGAUUGACUAAUUCAUAGAUAAUCUACCGAUCGAUGUGGGUUAGUAUUUUCAGUUAAAAGACUCUAUCGACCAUGUUAUGUCUUGGGUCGGGAUCGUCUUAUUGAUGCCUCGUUCACAUUUGAUCUACGGCAACCAUACGAUGCCGUAGCUUCUCAAAAUCGAGAUAAAUAUAUAGCAUAAAAUAUAGAGAUUAGCAAUACGAUGUAAAUUCUUUAUGUCGAAGUUGAAGUUACGACCACCGUACCCAUGCGACUGCCGUAGAUCAAAUGUGACCGAGGCUUAAGUGAAGUGCAGGACCAGGAUAUUUUACCAAGAAUUUCAAAUAUUAAGAAUUU
Owenia fusiformis is the source of this 2222-nucleotide messenger RNA. The record is from the annotation of a GenBank genome assembly. Lineage: Eukaryota; Metazoa; Annelida; Polychaeta; Sabellida; Oweniidae.